GUGACUUUAGACUCCCGCUUUCGGCAGGGCGCAAAAUUCAAAAUAAACUAAAACAAAUAAUAUUUUGUAGAAGAUAUGAUUUUCAUAAAAAUUAGUAAAAAUAAACAAUUGGAAAAUGGUUUUCAUCAAGUUUGAAGACAUACACAUACAUGGUACCGUGUUAAUGAUGAAGUCCAUAUUACUCUGUGCAUCCGGUUUUGAACUUCGUUACGAAGUCAACUCCAUUCACUAUAUAUCACCUUGUUGUCUUCGAAAUCGGUCUUAUACCGGUCAGCUAGACUGGCUACUUUCAAACAAACGUCAUUUGCCAUAUAAUGACGGAAUCACAGCAAGGUAUUUUUAUUAACAUAUAUUGGAUAUGCUUGAAGAUACUUUGGAGGAAAAAUAUGAGGUGUUAAAAACCGUAUGUCGGCAACAAGUUGUGAUAAAUGAAUCACUUAAAUUGGAAAUUAUUAAGUUACACAAUGUUAUAAAUGAACUUACCAGUGAUAAGAAUUUACUACUAGAUGAGUUUGUCAACAGCCAUCUGUCAUGUAUCAGUUCCCUCAAGAGUGAGUUGAAGGAAACACAGGAUAAUUCAGUUUGUAGAGGAAACAAACGUGCAAUGAGCCCGUCUGAAAACAACUAUCAAGAUACAAAGAAAGUCAGAAGUUCCCACUCGGCUAUUUGUCGUAAAGAAGAGUCGGUUCUCGAUGAUUCCUCACCACCGUUGUAUCCUAUCCCAGUAGAGGAGAAUGAGGAACCCUUUAGUCCUGACGACCAAGCAGAACAGAGUCACUGUGAGACUACUCCUAGUCAUUCACCGCUUACAAUAACCUGCCCGAAGUUACAUUACAACAUAUCCAUCGCAGCAAAAACAAGCAUUUCUGUUACCCCUAUCGGUAGCGAUGGUGAAACCUCACCACGGCUAGUGAAUACAUCAAGCAUCACUCUGAAAUCCAAUGUAAGUAAUCCUGGUUCACCUCCAACAAUCACUUCGAAUACACGUUUGCCUACUUCAUCUCCUGUGAGCACCAACAACAUAUCUGUUGUACAACGGCCAAGUCGAGGCAGCUCUCUUGUAACAAACUCAUCAGUAUGUGCAUCACCUACUCCUUUCGUAUCGUUUGCUUCCCAGCGUUCAUCGUCACUUGGUUCACAUGCGAAGUAUGUGUCUGUAACAAAUCGCUCUUUAAAAGUUGUUAGUUCUGGAAAUGCUCCCAACACUUCUGGCAACGUUAUAAAAUCGGUAACUUCUCCUAUAUCAUCUGGAAUCCGUUUAUCAAGCACACCAGCAUUAACAAAUCAACGUAUCUUGAUCCAACCAAGCAAUUGCAAUGUCCGUUCUGCUGUUUUCCCUCGACAGCCUCAAGUAAAGGAUUCCUGUGAAUUUGGAUACACAGAAAGAUGAAACAGGGUUUAUCAAAUUUUGUACAUGCGGACCACAUAACUUCAUCUGAUUGUUUCAACUACUGUAACAUUGCUCCUAUUACCUUAUAAUCUAAAUGCAGAACUGUACAGUUCCUAAUAUUAUCUGUCGAUAAUAAUAUACAUUUUCAGUUCAUCUAACACCGUUCGGUUUUCAUUUUCAUUUUUGGCAAGAUAUUGCAUUGAAACAUCGGAGGUCCAGCACACCAGUAUUCAAUUUUAUUGCGUCAAUAUGUCUGAAAUUAUUUUUUUCUCACUUCUUCUCACUGGCUGUAGCUAAACUAUUAGGUGUAUAUGCACGCUCACUGCGACCGCAAAUUAAUAUCAUACCGAAGAAAUGUAAGUAGCCGGGUGAAACUGGGUUAUCUUGUAGUCAUUUAAAUGUACUAAUCUGUUUGUUAACUCAGCCAAGAAUACUGUACAAUACUUUCUACUGAACAUCUUAUGUAUAGCUAAUUUCGGAAAAAAUUAAAUCAUGCAGUUUUUUCUCGUAGUUAUUACCAUGGUAGUUCUUUUUAUUCUAUUUCUAACCCAUUACAAAAAUAAUGAGCCUUAUGUACCUAUCUAAUCUGGUAUAUUGUUAUCAUGGGAGGUUGAUUUUAUAAAAAGUCUACUGGAAGAUAGACUGUUGAUUCUGUUAAAAUGAAAUUCUCUGUUUCACCUGAAAUUAUCUUUCUAUUAAAUACACUCUACUCAAUUUAUAUGUCGGAAAAAUAUAAUACUCCGGACAUAUUUUAUCAUCGAUUGUUACUGCUUGGCAUAACACUUCAGCUUUUGAGAUCUG
Trichobilharzia szidati is the source of this 2191-nucleotide messenger RNA. The record is from the annotation of a GenBank genome assembly. Lineage: Eukaryota; Metazoa; Platyhelminthes; Trematoda; Strigeidida; Schistosomatidae.